CGGCGGAAGGCGGUCCUGCGGUGUUGGUCUGGGCAGGCGGGGAGCGACGCCGGCGUCCCGGCGCCUGACGUGCUCUAGGUCAGGCGAGGGGGCACACGUGUCUCGGUGUCUCGGUGUCUCGGUGUCUCGGUCAAACAACACAACACGUAAGGCCGCUCGCAGUCAGGUUCCGCAGUGGCAGAAUGGGCUGGUGAGCUGGUGAGCCCAGAGAGAAACAGAGAGAGACAGAGAGAGAGAGAGAGAGAGAGAGAGGACUUCUUCGGCCGGACUCGGGGUCCACACGGCGCCCGCUCCGAGGUCGUCGUGGAAGGGGGGUAAGCGCGCGUGCUGUCUCCGCCGAGAUCCGGGGCUGUUGUCGCCUUUCCCCGUGGCUUCUCCUGCGGGCAACGUCGUCGCGUCUCGAGAGUGCUGGUGACCGCGAUCAUCAUCGGCGAGUGCGGUUCCCAAAGUUACCUUCCGCGCGGGGUCGAAGCGACGGAGGCCGGACUGUGUCCGCUCGCGGAGGUCGGUAUGGCGGCGACGCGAGCUCGCUCCUGUCUUGGCACGACGGUCCUCGGCGCCUGAAGUCCCCCCCCCCCCCCCCCCCGCGAUGGUCGACCCGGAGGAGUGGGCGACGCCCUCGGCCGCGUGGCCCACGGACCCGGGGGCGCGCUCGUACCCGUCGACCGCGAGCGACGCCGAGGCAGGCGGCACGACGUGGGACGACCCCGCCGCGACCAACUGGAGCGACCAGGUCUCCUCCACCGAAUCGCCGCUCAACUCCUUCUACUUCUACGAGACGGAGCAGUUCACGGUGCUGUGGAUCCUGUUCGCUCUCAUCGUGCUGGGCAACCUGGCCGUGCUGGUGGCCUUGCUGCUCAACAAGUCCCGCAAGUCGCGCAUGAACUUCUUCAUCAUGCAGCUCGCGCUCGCAGAUCUGACGGUGGGGCUGAUCAGUGUGCUGACAGACAUCGUGUGGAGGAUCACCGUCACUUGGCACGCUGGCAACCUGGCGUGCAAGUUCAUUCGCUUCGCACAAGCAGUGGUGACUUAUUCGUCCACGUAUGUGCUCGUUGCACUCAGCAUCGACCGCUAUGAUGCCAUCACCCAUCCUAUGAACUUUUCUGGCAGCUGGCGGCGAGCUCGGGCUCUGGUUGCCGCUGCGUGGAUUCUCAGCGCCAUCUUCUCCAUCCCCAUCAUAAUACUCUAUGAAGAGAAGUACGUGCAAGGCAAGCUGCAGUGCUGGAUCGACUUCCCCGAGCCGUGGCAGUGGCAGCUGUACAUGACCAGCGUGGCGGUGGCCCUGUUCAUCGUGCCGGCCAUCAUCAUCUCCGCCUGCUACACCAUCAUCGUGCUGACCAUCUGGAGCAAGAGCAAGGUGCUGACGCCCACCGGCCGCCCCCGCUUCUCCACCCGCAACAAUCUCCGCUCCACCCGGAGACCUUCGGAUGACCAGGAUUCUCGCAGAGCCAGCUCUCGUGGAAUCAUUCCUCGAGCCAAGAUCAAGACAGUCAAGAUGACGUUCGUCAUUGUGUUCGUGUUCAUCUUGUGCUGGAGCCCGUACAUCGUGUUCGACCUGCUGCAAGUGUACGGCCACGUGCCGACGACGCAGACCAACAUCGCCAUGGCAACCUUCAUCCAGAGCCUGGCGCCCCUCAACUCCGCAGCCAACCCGGUCAUCUACUGCCUCUUCUCCACCCACAUCUGCCGCACGCUGAGGAAAGUGCCGCCCUUCAGCUGGGUCGCCAUGGGAUUGUCCCUGUGCUUCCCCAGCAUGCAGUCCCGGGACGGACGCUGCUUGCGCUACGGGACGGACACCAGCUCCACGGUGACGGAAACGCUGACCCAGCAGUCGUCCCGGCGCUCCGCAUCCAACAGCACGUCUUUGCGCCACGUGCUGGUGCGAGCCCCUAAAGACACCACGCCUCGGCACGCCAACAUCGCCAUGUCCGUCGUGUAGCAACCACACCAAAGAUACUGCUUGGGCACAACCAAGUCACAAGUUCAUCAAUGCUAAAAGAUAUUUGUAAAAACUUCCUCGAAAUGACAUUCCUACGUUACAUGCCACACAACUUAAAAUAUUAAGUUUAGUGAACGGCUGCGUUUAUCAAGUUAAGGUGACAGUGACAGUACACCAGUAUUAUUUUAGCUGUUGCAUUUCCAUGCAGGCGUGUACUCACUGUACCUAAUAGCUGGUUGUCUUUGAAAUACCAAAUGUAAAGUUACUCAUUGUUAAGUGUAGCUGAAGUUGAUGAAAUGAUACAACUAAUCUCACAGCAUCUCACAGAUGAGCGUACGUACAUAAUCUCAAGUUGUCACGGACCAAGGCCGGGGCCCAAUUUGGAUAACCUACAGUGUGUGCAGUGUGCUGACCACGCUAACAGCGUAAAAGCUUCAAGAAAGCAUUUUGCCCGAACAACACUAGUACAGACCAUGUACAGUUGCUGCUAUUUAUUAAUGUUGCUGUUAAAGGCGAUCAGGCCCUGCUGUCUUGGAUUUUUCUUAAGUUCAAUUUUUUUGAGUUAUUUAUUCAAAGUUCAGGCAUGACAGGGCAUAAAAAAAUACUUUGCCUAUAUAACUUAUUGUAUCCUGAUGGUUACAAACACGUUACAGCCUGAUACUGCUAAAAUAAAAAUUACUGAUUACUUUGCAGAGCAUAGUGAUUACAUCAGUCCACAAUUAUUGAAAUGAAUACUGUAUUUACCUGAAUAAAAUAUGCACAAGUAGUCGUAUAAUGUGUGUUGAUAGAGCAUUGUGCACGACGUAUUCAAAACUAGACAAUGCCGCAUGAAAACACUGCGUAGCACAAGUUUUGUCACACUCCAAGGUUGGUGAACCUGCUAUUGCUUAAUGGACGAUGAACAUCUUACACAUGGUUUGUGAGUGUGUUUGUGAGUAAGAUGUUGCUAUGUUACAGAAGGUACAAGGUUUUGAUCAUUUAUGGUUGCUGAAAAACCAAAAAUGCUCAGGAAAUGGGAAAUUUUGCUGUGGGAAAAGAAGUAUGUUGUCAGGGAAAGUUUUAUAAGUGACUGGAAAGAGGAAAAAAAAAGGAGGGGGGGGGGGGGGGGGGAUUUUUUUGAGUGACAUUGGUAUUGCAAUUAUUAAUUUUAUUUGAAGGGUAAGAAUUUGUGUGUGUGUGUUUCUUCAACAAUUUUACAAUUUAUUUAAUUUACUAUCCUUGUAAUAUAGCAUUAAUUUUGAUAAUUUGUGACAAGAUAUAUUAAUGUAGCUUCACUACAGUAAAAAAAAUCAGCUGCGGACAUAGUCUUUUUAGAUCCUUCUUAAAUACGGUAAGUGCACAAAGCUAGGCCCCUUGUCAUGUGACACAAUAUUGUAAAAACCAAGAUAGCAGGGCCUGAGUGAAACCUCUUCAUAAUGCCAACUUGAUUUGGGACCUGAAUAGGCUUAAAUCAAAUGUAAAAACUGUACUUAAAUGUGUAAAGUAAAUACAAUAUAUAACUGCAUUUCUCAUGUGAAUAUUGUGUGUAAAUAAAUGUAUAGAAGUCCAUAAAAA
Messenger RNA from Bacillus rossius redtenbacheri, 3493 nucleotides. RefSeq names its product cardioacceleratory peptide receptor-like. Bases 590 to 1939 code for a protein of 449 amino acids. The record is from RefSeq and is a predicted model, not a curated record. Lineage: Eukaryota; Metazoa; Arthropoda; Insecta; Phasmatodea; Bacillidae. Gene Ontology annotation, biological process: neuropeptide signaling pathway. Gene Ontology annotation, molecular function: neuropeptide receptor activity; vasopressin receptor activity; protein dimerization activity. The transcript has 11 exons. Gene Ontology annotation, cellular component: plasma membrane.